Vicia villosa (hairy vetch) is the source of this 1765-nucleotide messenger RNA. RefSeq names its product alpha-galactosidase-like. Lineage: Eukaryota; Viridiplantae; Streptophyta; Magnoliopsida; Fabales; Fabaceae. Bases 152 to 1420 code for a protein of 422 amino acids. The record is from RefSeq and is a predicted model, not a curated record. Gene Ontology annotation, biological process: carbohydrate metabolic process. The transcript is spliced from 15 exons. Gene Ontology annotation, molecular function: hydrolase activity, hydrolyzing O-glycosyl compounds.
AUUACAACACACUCUUUCAACAUUGGUCCAUCCAUCACUUAACAUUAUUGCUGUCUAUGUUCUUGCUUUCUUUCUUCUAUUUCUUUCUUUGACACACACACACACACAUCAAUAUACACUUGUAUCUAUUUAUACUACUUAGUAUAGUGCUAUGUAUAAGAAACUUCAAUAUUCAUGCUUAGGUUGGAGCUUCAAGUUAUCCAUGAUGAAAAAUCUUGUUUUGUGUUUCCUUAUGCUGUUGAAUAUUGCAAAUUCUUCAUAUGCAAGUUUGUUAUUGAACAAAACAGAAGAAGUAAUCAUGUUUAGAGAGGAACACAGAAGAAUUAUGAUUGAUAAUGGACUUGGCCAAACACCUCCUAUGGGAUGGAAUAGCUGGAACCAUUUUCAAUGUAAUGUUAAUGAAGAUUUAAUCAAACAAACAGCUAAUGCUAUGGUGUCAACCGGCCUUGUUGAUCUAGGUUACAAAUAUAUUAAUAUAGAUGAUUGUUGGGGUGAACUUAAUCGAGACUCGAAGGGUAAUUUGGUUGCUAAAUCAUCAACAUUCCCUUCAGGAAUUAAGGCUCUAGCUGAUUAUGUACAUAGGAAAGGUCUCAAAUUAGGGAUUUAUUCUGAUGCAGGAAAUCAAACAUGCAGUAAGAAAAUGCCUGGAUCACUAGGGCAUGAAGUGCAAGAUGCAAAAACAUUUGCUUCCUGGGGAAUUGAUUACUUGAAGUAUGAUAACUGUGAGAAUAAUAAUAUAGACCCCAAAGAAAGGUACCCGGCGAUGAGUGAAGCUUUGUUGAAAUCUGGAAGGCCAAUCUUCUUCUCUUUGUGUGAAUGGGGAUCAGAAGAUCCAGCCACAUGGGCAAAAAGUGUGGGAAAUAGUUGGAGAACAACCGGAGAUAUUAACGAUAAAUGGGAUAGUAUGAUAUCUCGCGCAGAUCAAAAUAACAAAUGGGCUUCUUACGCUGGACCUGGAGGAUGGAAUGAUCCUGACAUGCUUGAAGUUGGAAACGGAGGUAUGACAACCGAGGAAUAUCGUGCCCAUUUCAGUAUAUGGGCAUUAGCUAAGGCUCCUUUAUUGAUUGGUUGUGACAUUCGAGCACUAGAUGACACGACAAAGGAAUUGCUAAGCAACUCAGAAGUUAUUGCAGUAAAUCAAGACAAACUAGGAGUUCAAGGGAAGAAGGUGAAAAAUAAUGGUGAUUUGGAGGUUUGGGCAGGUCCUCUCAGUGAUAACAAGCUAGCAGUCAUCUUAUGGAAUAGGAGUUCAUCGAAAGCAACGGUAACUGCAUCUUGGUCUGACCUAGGUCUGAAACCAGGAACUUCGGUUGAUGCAAGAGAUUUAUGGCUGCAUUCAACACAAUCAUCAGUUUCGGGAAACAUAUCUGCGGAAUUAGAUUCACAUGCUUGUAAGAUGUAUAUCUUGACUCCCAACUAAGUUCUCGAUAUAUUGCAGACAGAAAAGGAGGUAAACAACAGAAGUCAGUAAUAUCAAUUAAAAGCUUAUUUGUUAACAGAAAAUGCAGAAACAUAUGAAUAAGUUAUAUUUCGAAUAAGGUUUCCAUUUUAAUCUAUAUGUUUAGGUAAACUUAAUCUCAAUAUGACAGGCCUUCAAAACUUUUGUUUCCGGUUAACAAUCAAGAAUGUUUUCUAGAUAUCCACGUUGUUGAAGGUUCAUCUAUUCUUGAUAGAGAUUCUAAUUCACUGAUGUACUAGUCAGUGCUUCAGUUACUAUGUUCUUACUUCAUCAUUGGCUAAAGUAAAUCAUUCAAUCCUUCUUCAA